This is a messenger RNA of Cornus florida, 1809 nucleotides long. RefSeq lists its product as uncharacterized. Gene Ontology annotation, biological process: DNA integration. The transcript has 5 exons. NCBI's taxonomy places the organism in Eukaryota, Viridiplantae, Streptophyta, Magnoliopsida, Cornales, Cornaceae. Gene Ontology annotation, molecular function: nucleic acid binding. Bases 1 to 1809 code for a protein of 602 amino acids. The record is from RefSeq and is a predicted model, not a curated record.
AUGGCUGAAUCAAGUACUAAUAAAGAAACUCUCUUUUCGGCACAACACACACCAGCUCAACGAGUUACUAGUGUGCUGUUGAAUGGCCGUAAUUUUGCAUCUUGGGCUCGUUCCCUCCGCCUCUAUGAAGGCCUGAAUUUGUCUGUAACUGAUUAUUUUGGGUAUUUGAGAUCUCGUUGGGAGGAACUAGCUCAAUAUGAGCCUCUCAGUGAAUUUCCUUUUGAGGUAGCCUCUCUUCUUGUCAAACGUCUUGAUCGUCAGCAUACCUAUCAGUUUUUGAUGGGAUUACGCCCAGAAUUUGAACCACUAAAGUCUCAGAUCUUGAAUGCAUCACCAAUGCCAUCCCUGUUGGAAGCCUUUGCUACUGUUAAUGGUGAAGCACGCAGGCACUGUUUAAUUCAGCCCUCAAUUGUUCUUGUACCAGUGUCUGAGCCUGCUUGGGAUGGUACUCCUACUGCAUUUCAUGUUAAGGCCAAGCAGCCCACUUGGGUUCUAGAUUCUGGGGCCAAUGAUCACAUGACUGGUGAGUUAUCAGUUUUUUCUUUUAAUGUCAUACCUGUUACCCAAUCUAUGUAUCUUGCGGAUGGCUCUACAUCUUACAUUCACAGUAAGGGUGAUGUUUGUCUGUCUCCUGAUAUUACUCUUUCAUCUGUCCUUCAUGACCUUUGUUCGAAGAGGAUUUUUGGUAGGGGUUAUGAGCGUGAUGGGCUUUACUACUUUGGGGAACCACCAGGAAUGAGUCUUCAAGCUUCUGUCCUACCUACUUCUAGUAUUUAUGAUGUUUCUUUUCGCACUUUUAGUCUGUGGCAUGCACGUUUGGGGCAUUUUCUUCAAAUGAUCAAAACCCGGUAUAACAUUGUUGUCCGUAAUAUUCGUUCUGAUAAUGGACGAGAAUAUGUUUCGAAUGAGUUCUGGUCUGAACUUAAUAAAAAGGGGAUUUUACAUCAACUCACUUGCCCCUAUACUCUUGAGCAAAAUGGCGUGGCUGAACGCAAAAACUGUCAUCUUAUGUCUGUGGUCCGAUGUCUUCUGAGUGGUAUGCAUGUGCCUAAAUUCUAUUGGCACAUGGCUAUUCUUAUAGCUGUUUUUCUGAUUAAUCGUACUCCUAGUCGAGUUUUGGGUGGUAAGGUAGCACUUCAGAUUCUCCAGCCUGAUUAUACAUUGUUUCACCUUCUGCCUUGUGUUUUUGGCUGUACUUGUUUUGUUCAUAACCGUAGUCCUUCUCAUCAUAAACUUGAUGAUAAAUCUAUUAGGUGUAUUUUCUUGGGGUAUUAUGCUAUGUCAAAGGGCUAUCGUUGUUAUGAUCCUAUGACCAAACAUAUGUAUCAUUCUCUUGAUAUGACAUUUCAUGAAAUUGUUCCUUUUUAUAGUACUAAUUCUAUGGUACAUGAUUCUCUCUCUUGUGAUCUGGAGAAGGAGAUUUCUUUUAUUGCCCGUCCUGUUCCUCUCUUUGAAAAUGAAACUGUCCUAGAAUCUCAUUCUCCAUCUAUGCAGGGUUCCCCUCCACUUUUGCAGGUCUACUCUCGUCGCCAUCGCACUCAACCUCCCCUGCCAGAAUCAUCUUCAAUACCAGGUUCAGGUAACUCUCCUUCUCUUAUUGCUCCUAUAAUUCUUGAACGUACUUCCCGUUAUCCUACCCGUGAUCGUCAUCCUCCUAAUUGGUAUGGUUUUUCUAGUAACACUAACCACCCUAUUUCCCAGUAUGUCUCCUAUGAUGGUCUUUCAGGUGCAUAUAAAUCCUUCCUGGGUAAGAUUGGGACCAUUUUUAUUCCUCGAUCUGUGUCAGAGGCCUUCCAGGAUCCCAAUUAG